Messenger RNA from Helianthus annuus (common sunflower), 1833 nucleotides. RefSeq names its product PKS-NRPS hybrid synthetase CHGG_01239-like. Bases 1 to 1833 code for a protein of 610 amino acids. NCBI's taxonomy places the organism in Eukaryota, Viridiplantae, Streptophyta, Magnoliopsida, Asterales, Asteraceae. The transcript has 5 exons. The record is from RefSeq and is a predicted model, not a curated record. Gene Ontology annotation, biological process: regulation of DNA-templated transcription.
AUGUCAUCAUUUUGGAAGGAUAAUUAUUUCGGUAUUCGUUAUUCUAACGACACAUGGGGAUCAAAUGCUGCCAAUGAGGAGGAGGAGGUUGUGUCUGGAGUCCCUGUUAAUCAAGAAACACAGUUGCCAGACUUGAACAAGACUCCCACUCCACCUCAAUCGUAUCUGGGUUAUGGGGUAUACGGGGAUGAAGGUGGAUACGGAAGUUACAGUGGAUACGGUGGUGAUGGUGGAUACGGGGGUGAAGGUGGUUACAGUGGAUAUGGGGGCUACGGUGGAUACGAUAGAUAUGGGGGUGACGGUGGUUACAGUGGAUACGGGGGUGAAGGUGGUUACAGUGUAUACGAUAGAUCUAGGGAUGAAGUUGGAUACGGUGGAUACGAAGAACAUGGUGGAUAUGGUUAUGAGUCCCGUAACACAUCACUUUAUGAACCAUCUACCCCGGGCAAUCCAUUUCAAGUAAAUGAGCGUUUCAUGUCUCUAACUGAUUUGAAGAAUUGGGUACAAGAAACGGGAAAGGAUAAUGGUUACGUAAUUGUUACCCGCCGAUCAAAAAAUAUUGGCGGUACUACUGGGAUGGUAUGGCUUGUGUGCGACCGUAGUGGUGAACACCGUAGUAAAGCAACAGUUAGGAAAGCUGGUAGCAAAAAAAUCGGCUGCCCAUUUUCAUUACUCGCCAUCCGGGACGUGACGAACGACACGUGGGAGUUAAAAGUGGACUGUGCGAACCAUAACCACGAACCUACGACGAGUCUGUUGGGCCACGCUUUUGUGCGAAGAUUUACUAAAGCCGAAUACAAGCUAGUGGAGCAGCUAACUGCUCAAAACAUGGAGCCACGUAUCAUAUUUCAAACCCUAAGAAAGCAGUUCCCCGACAGCCUGCACGUUCAGAAAGACGUGCAAAAUGCGGUACAAAAAAUUAGAGCGACAAUAAUGGACGGAAAGAAUCCUAUUCAGGCACUGGAAAGCCUGCUGCAUGACCGCCGAUUCAUUUACGACACCCGACAAGAUCCCAAAACAGAUGUCGUAACAGAGAUUUUCUUUGUUCAUCCUUAUUCAAUCACUAUGUGGCGUGCAUUCCCGCACGUGAUGUUGAUCGACGCGACCUACAAAACAAACCUCUACAACAUGCCAUUUGUCCAGGUUGUGGGUAUGACGUCGACUGGGAAGUCUUUUUGUAUCGCACAUGCCGUUAUUUGUAAAGAACGAAGGGGUAACUACGUGUGGGUGCUUGAGCGGAUCCAGUCAAUAUUGCAUGAAUGUAUGAUGCCGCGUGUGAUAGUCACGGAUAGGGAGCUUGCCCUAAUAAACGCGUGUUCUAAAGUAUUCCCGAACGCAAAAAGGCUUCUAUGCCACUUUCACAUCCAACAAAAUAUAGCUAGAAAGUGCAAGUCAGGGUUCGAUAAAGAAGAUUGGGGGAAAUUUAUGUCGUACUGGCGGACAUUGUGCGAAUCUUCAUCAGAGCCCAUGUACAAGUACAACUUGGAGAAAAUGUAUAACCGACUCGUGGUUGCCAACCGAGAAAGUGUCUAUGAUUACGUCUACGAAAACUGGCUCAAAGACUAUAAAGAAAUGUUCGUUUAUGCGUGGACCGAUAAGUGUCGCAACUUUGGUCAGCGCACCACCAACAGAGUUGAGAGCCAGCACGCAAAUUUAAAAAGAUACAUUACGCGCGGGAGUUCAUUGGAGCGAAUAGCAAGAUGCAUCAUUGAUAUAGUUGAAACUCAGUACGAUGAAAUACAAAAAAGUUUCAUUGAGAGCAUCGAAAAAACGAUGAACCACCACAGACACCGAAUAGCUAUUGAGGAAGAUGGAUGUGUUGCGGAAACUUAA